UCAGAAAACGCAGACACCUCGUCUCGGAAAGGCAAAAAUAGAGCGAAAGCCUCUUCUCGACCGAUAUACAGCUCGUUGGCCUGGAUGAUUGGCGUGGACCUCAUCGCCGAGCUCUGCACAAUGCCGGCCAAGAUCAUCGGCAAGAAGAAGCGCAAGCAGUUCCAGAAGGUGGAACUGAAGGUCCGGAUGGACUGCGAAGGGUGCGAGCGCAAGGUCAGGAAGGCACUGGAAGACAUGAAGGGCGUGAGCAGCGUGGAGGUGGACCCGAAGCAGAACAAGGUGACGGUGUCGGGGUACGUGGAGCAGGCGGAGGUGGUGGCGCGGCUGCACCGUCGCGCGGGGAAGAAGGCGGAGCCGUGGCCCUACGUGCCGUACGACGUGGUGCCGCACCCCUACGCGCCGGGGGCCUACGACAAGAAGGCGCCGCCCGGGUACGUGCGCAACGUGCUCGACGACCCCGACGCCGCGCCGCUCGUGCGGGCAAGCUCCACGGAGGAGAAGUACACCACCGCGUUCAGCGACGACAACCCAAACUCCUGCGCCAUCAUGUGAUCCACCGCUCUGUGCUUGUGCAGUUGUGGUCUUGUGGAGUGUUUGGUUGCUUGCAUUACGACUGUAUAAUUUCGUACGUCUUUAAUCUCGAGA
Molecule: messenger RNA, 645 nt
Organism: Phragmites australis (common reed)
Lineage: Eukaryota; Viridiplantae; Streptophyta; Magnoliopsida; Poales; Poaceae
Product: heavy metal-associated isoprenylated plant protein 27-like
Exons: 2
Coding region: 85-552 (155 amino acids)
Molecular function (GO): metal ion binding
Source: RefSeq, a predicted model, not a curated record